GGGAUGUGGGAUUAGGCUACUGUCUAAAAUCAACUGUUGAAGAGCUAAACCAAAAUAUCUUAGGCUACUUUAUAUUCUGUAGGCCUAUUCCCUUAUGUUUUUUUAAAAAUUAGGCUAGUGUUAUGAUCCUCUUAUGGUUUUGAAUAUGACUAAAUAAUAAAGUGUUUUAGGCCCUAAGCUCUGCCUUUAUUUGUUAUUUUUGUAAUCAGAACCUUCAGCUGCUGGCUAAAGAAUUGUGAUAAUUUAGGCCUAUGACACAAUAGUUGGUGCGUCAGCUUGUCAAUCAAGAGCCUAACAUUCCUUGACGAUGGGUUUAAUUUUAUAAUCUGUGUCAACACAGUUUGAGAUCAUUUUGACCCGUAGGCCUUCCAUCCAUUUCAAUGCGGAUAUGCGCUUUGCUGGAAGAAAAAAACCAUGUCGGACCUCGCAACAGUAACUAAGGGGUGCGGCUUGAUAAUGUCUCUAUUAUGACGUCACAAAGCAUGCAUUUAAAAAAUAGAGUCUUGUGUAUUUUGGUUCAGUCAUCGAUAUGGAUGUGUAUCAAGAAGUAGGUGUACCGGAGUUUGGUGCUCCUUGGCCCGCCAUGACGAUGCCCGAACAAGGAGUGAUUGGCCAAUUUACCAUUUUCUUCGCGCUUUUUCUUGGAGGACUAAAGGAUUUUCUCUUCUCUCUAGAAGAGGAAUGGUUUGGAGCAACCCAUCCUGGAGUGGGAUGGGAGCUCACUCUCCCUGCUGCCCUGGUUGUUUUUGGUGUGAUAUUACUAUGGAGGACCGUCCUUGUGAUCAAAAGCAGGAUACGUCUAUUGACUGAGACACAGCUAAACGUGAAACUCGCCCAGCUAUCGAAAAACAAAUGUGACAUAAUGAUUCAAUUGUCUGAAAUGGAGAUACUGUUGAAGGACUAUGACGCACCAGUGAAAAGGUUGCGGGCAUGCCUGCAGUCCUCUCAAGAGGAUAGUCAGGAGCUGGAGGAUAUGAAGAAACAAUGGGACAUCAGAGCUGGAGAAAUGGAGGCAUUUCAUCUCCAGCUCCAGGAGCGUGUUGAACGCAUACAGAAACUGAAAGCUGUUUGGGGACCGAUGGAACCACUUAAAGAGCAUCACGGUGGGGAUGCCAGGAUCCCUAGUGCCACCAACACCCAAUCUACCGUUACAGAGAUCAAGAGUGAGGAAAACAUUGAGAUCGAGGUCACUGUGAUGAAGGAUGCAAGCUUAAAUCUUCUACAGAUCAACACCACAGUGGAGGAGGUGAACAGGGGUCUUCAGGACAAAAAUUGUCAGCUUGAAGAGAAGAAUGCCGCUCUACAUCAAAAACUCCACAGCACUGAGAAGAUGUAUAGACAGACUCUAAACGAGCUGACCAAAGCCCUGAUUCAAGGCAAACAUGAGGAAAAGCAACAUAUUGCCACGCUACAAGAGAAAAUCCAGACCAUAUCUCGGAGAGCCUCUGCUGCCGAGCAUGCUCUGGCCAUGGAGAAGAAUGAGGCAGCGCUACUCCGCCAGAGGAUUUUUCAACUAACCUCUAAGAAGCUGAAAAUAGGAAAACCUGGGUUCCUGAUCAAGACCAUCCCCAAGCCCCCGAAAACAACCAAGACCAACAAACCCUUCUUGAAAACCUGCAAAGUUCUGAAAGCUUUCAAAGCACUAAUGAAGAUAUGAAGGCAAUGCAUACAAUUGUACAUUUGGUGCAAUUAUUCUCAGGACACGGGGUGAAGCAGAGUACAAUAAAUAAAUCCAGAUGCCUUAUUCCA
Oncorhynchus tshawytscha (Chinook salmon) is the source of this 1749-nucleotide messenger RNA. Its product is annotated as transport and Golgi organization protein 1 homolog. NCBI's taxonomy places the organism in Eukaryota, Metazoa, Chordata, Actinopteri, Salmoniformes, Salmonidae. The record is from RefSeq and is a predicted model, not a curated record. Gene Ontology annotation, cellular component: endoplasmic reticulum membrane; endoplasmic reticulum exit site. The transcript is spliced from 14 exons. Gene Ontology annotation, biological process: vesicle cargo loading; protein secretion; endoplasmic reticulum to Golgi vesicle-mediated transport. The coding region runs from base 530 to 1657 and encodes 375 amino acids.